Phalaenopsis equestris is the source of this 2320-nucleotide messenger RNA. RefSeq names its product two-component response regulator-like PRR95. Lineage: Eukaryota; Viridiplantae; Streptophyta; Magnoliopsida; Asparagales; Orchidaceae. Gene Ontology annotation, molecular function: protein binding. Gene Ontology annotation, biological process: cytokinin-activated signaling pathway; phosphorelay signal transduction system. The record is from RefSeq and is a predicted model, not a curated record. The transcript is spliced from 8 exons. The coding region runs from base 140 to 1954 and encodes 604 amino acids.
UUCGUUGUCCAGGAGUUGAAGGCACUAGGGAAGAUAUUUCCGCAAGAGUUAGGCUGAGGCGGUUAGCCAUUGCACGCCAGUUGUCCGAGGAAAUGCCCAUAUAGAGUAGAGGGAGAAAGAGAGCAGGAGAGAGGUGAGAAUGGGAGGAGUUCAGAAGGGUAUGGGAUUGGAGGCGAAAGUGGAGGCGAAAGUGGAGGAAGGAGAUGAGGAGGUGACGUGGGAGAAGUUGCUGCUUAGGGCACCGGUGAGAGUUCUUCUGGUGGAGAGAGACGAUUCCACAAGGCAGAUCAUCGCUGCUCUGCUGCGCAAAUGUGGUUAUAGAGUUACGGUAGCAUCUGAUGGAUUGAAGGCAUGGGAGAUGGUGAGGGAGAAAGAACAUAAUAUCGACCUUGUUCUUACAGAGGUUGAAUUACCUGAGAUGUCUGGAGUUGUUCUUCUAACCAUGAUGAUGGAUCGAGACAGCUGUAACCACAUACCUGUUAUAAUGAUGUCAUCAAAUGAUUCAGUUAGCAUAGCUUUCAAAUGCAUGAUAAAAGGUGCAGCAGACUUCCUUGUGAAGCCUAUCAGGAAGAAUGAAUUAAAAAAUAUAUGGCAGCAUGUUUGGAGGAAACAAAAGGAUGGAAUUGGUGCAACCCGGAAUAAGAUGGCUGACUUACUUUAUGAUCGCAGUUCAAUUAAAAAUGCAACUGAUAAGCAGGAUGAUAUGGAUUGUUGCGAGAAAGAAAGUGAUGCUCAGAGCUCUUGUACAAGGUCAGAUAUGGAGGUUGAGAGUCCAUGCAAGCUACGAAACAAUGCAGAGCUUAUUCUUGCACAACACAAACAUUUCCCUCUUUUUCCUGAGACAAUAAGUUCUGAUAAUCAGUUCGAAAAACGGUUGGAUGGCUUGUCUUUAUUUCCAAAUGAUGAAGUAAACGGAGUUAUAUCAUUAGGUAGUAAUAAUCAACCAGAAGAAAAGAGUAAUUACGAAGAGCUGGACCGGGAUGAGUCUUCUACAGGGAUGUUUAAUUUGAUUGAUGUAAUUAAUAAUCAGCCGCCGCAUAUUUCUGUUUCUGAGAAAUCUCGUGACAAUUUUGAUGGAAAUCAUCCUGUUGAAGAAAACUUGGAAACGAAGCAGGGUUCCAUACUUUCGCUUGAACUUUCCUUGGAUGUAUGCUCACGUAAUAUUCCCGAUUGUAAAGAAAACGAUGGAUCAAAUACGUUACAUCAUUCAAAUUCCUCAGCUUUUUCUCUUUACAGUAAUAACAGUACGGAUAUUCCUAAGUUGUCUAAACUAACCGAUUCUCAAGCUCAAAACAAUGGAAGUUCCAACAGUUCAGUUGAACCGCCCCCAUAUCAUCCUGCCGCCAAUUCUUCGCAUUAUAAUGCUUCCAUUCCUGAAACAGAUGCUGCUUUUCGAUGCACUCCUAUUCGACUCAUCCCCUUCCCCGUCCCCGUCGGCGACACAUGCUUCGCUUCCACCGGAUCUAAUCCCUUCUUACAGUCCAUCUUCUACCAUCCAUCACCUUCUCCUUUCUGGUCCGCCAUGCCGGCCAUCAGUCAGGAAGCUUACACUGAAACCCAUUCCCAUCAGUUUGGUUUUCAUACUUUAUCGGAAGAAGUUCAUUCUCCCAAAAGUUUGGGCUUUCAAGUUCAACCAUGGCAUGAAGGAGGAGCUGAGAUUGUUGAUGAGCAGAGGCAUGUUUCUCCUGUGACCGGAGAUAGCGCUAGUGUGUGCAAUGAUAGCAGAUAUAAUAUGAAUGAGAAUGGAUCAGCUGGAGAUGAGGACGGAUUUCAGAAGUUUGGGGAAAUGGAGGGAGCUGAUCGGUGCCGGUUGAACCAGAGAGAAGCUGCGUUGAAGAAAUUCCGGAUGAAGAGAAAGGAAAGAUGUUUUGAGAAGAAGGUGCGGUACUUGAGCAGGAAAAAGCUAGCCGAGCAACGCCCUAGAGUUAAGGGACAGUUUGUCCGUCAAGCUUAAAGGAACCCACCUGUACAGUCAGAUCACUCGGUGGCCCCACAGCCUGGGUGUAGUUAGAUGUCUUCUUUGAGUUUUAUACCAAUGGCUGUACUGCUGAGAUUUAACCAUGGUUAGUUUAGGUUAGGUUAAGUUAGAGUCUGAGCUGAAGUUUCUAACUCUAUGCUAUGUACAUGUCUUGGUUUCCUAUGAAAAUCUCACAGGUUUUAGAUUUAGAGUGAUGUGUUGGGAGAGUUUAUAGCAGUUUUUUUUAACAUGGUCGGAUCAUAGAUAUUGAACUCUAUAAUGCUGUAUAUGUUGCAAUUUUUUUUUUUUUUUUUGGACAAUGUUUGCGUGCGCUGGAAAGGGUUUGAGCUGUAAUUUCUAGUU